CAUCUUUCUCGGAAAAGACCGCCUCCCUCCCUGCCCACGACUCUUAAAGCCAGGAGGCGGGGCUCUGCGUCGCUGCGGGCCGUGGCCAAGGCAUGGCGACCGCGGAUCCCUGCGGGCCCGGGGUACGGAUGUCUACCCCGGGACCCCGCCCCGGCGGGACCCUGGACUGCGCAGCGGGAACUACGGGGUUGCCCUUCGGGAGAAGCGGCAGUGGAGUCCCCCGAUUGGGGGAGCGGCCCCCGGUGGUUGUGGAGAAGAGGGGGCCGUACAUGGUGACGCGCGCGCCUUCCAUUCAGGCCAAGCUGCAGAAGCACCGGGACCUGGCCAAAGCUGUUCUGCGGAGAAAAGGCAUGCUGCGGGCCUCGCCGAACCGCCCCGACUCUUCAGCGAAAAGGUCAGUGAAGUUUAACAAGGGCUAUACUGCCCUUAGUCAGAGUCCAGAUGAAAACCUGGUGUCCCUCGACUCUGACAGUGAUGGGGAGCUGGAAUCCAGAUACUCCUCCGGGUAUUCCUCUGCAGAGGUGAACCAGGAUGUGAGCCGGCAGCUGCUCCAGGAUGGGUAUCACCUGGAUGAGAUUCCAGAUGAUGAGGACUUGGACCUCAUUCCUCCCAAGCCUAUGGCCUCUUCAACGUGCUCCUGCUGCUGGUGCUGUCUUGGGAACUCUUCCUCCUGUACCCUCCAGUAGACAUAACCCCCUAAGAUGGGCCCUGGUCACCAUACCUGCAGAGCCAUGUUGGCCCUUCUUAGGUCACAGAGUGCAGUGGGGGCUGCAGUCAGCCCCAGAAUCACUGGAGGCACUGACCCUCUGGGAAGGUCAUUGACUUGCAGUUACGCCUUACCUGGUGCUUCUCAGGCCAGAGGCCUCCAUCUGGGCCAUAGGGUGAUAGGUGGAAUUCUGCGGUUUUCCUCUGCUAUUAGAGCAGAGUUUGGAAAAACCACUUUAGUUCGGGCAGGAACAGAGGGAUUCUGAUUCUUGUGGUGACAAAGUUGGCUAAGUAUAUCUUUCAGAUAUCUUGACUGGUAUUUGUCUUGCUCAGUGGAGAGACAGCGAGCUUUUGUGCCCGGGCUGUGCUGGAUGGUGUUGUAUGGAAGCAGAAAAUAGCACUUUAUGGCUUGCAGCUGGGAGUCUCUGAAAAAUAGCUGAACUAUUUGGGAACCAGUUUAAGAAAUUCCAUAAUGCUCCGUCUUCCUGGCUCCACGAUGGGACCCUCAGGAAAGCAUAAAGCAAGGCCCUUUGGCCCUCUUCCCCUUGCACCUGUUUGGCUCUGGCAGGGAAUACAGCCCGCUGCUUGAUGGCACAGCAGGAUCAAGGCUUCCAGAAUCCCUGGACUCAGAGCAUCCCCAACUGGGUCAGCUCACCCCUAGUUAGAGAAAAAUUGCUCCACUAUGUACAUAUUUAUUUAUUUGUCCUUCCUUGGUUACCAUUCUUUGCCUUGGUCUUGGCUAGUUCAACACCCAGUCUUUUGAGUGUAAAGGUUGGGUGAAGGGCCUGGAGCUCACCCCAGAAGCCUGCAGGUUUGGGUUACCAGCAGAGGGAGCUGCAGGGAGCAGUCAGGUGCCUUCCUAUUUAGCUUUUGAAACUUGAGAAGAGCAAUGGGUGAGAAGUGUACGGGUGCAGCUGUGUGGGCUUUGACGUGGACAGAGGCUCACAGGAUGGGCAGGGACGCGUGCCAGCUUCCAGGGCUCUUGCCUGAGGAGAUAAAUCGGCCAUUGCGGAGGGCUUCCCUUCACUCCAGCAUGGGUCUCCCCGCAGAUACUGAGUAAACUUCUCGGGCAACCCAGCCUCAACCCUCAGUGUGAGCACAGCUGAGAGGCAUAAUCUCCCCAGUGACCACGCCCCCACCCCAGAUGGUAUCUCUUGCUCUACCAGUCCUCUCUAGAAUUGUGUUCAGUGUUUUUUUUUUUUUUUUACCCCACCUAGAGCGGUGGUGAGGACUGAAGGAGAGUGGACGUGGUUCCCAGCCUAAGGCGCAUGGUAGUCAGGAUUGGGGUGUGGGCCCCACAUGGGAAGUGCCUAGUCUGGUGAUUUAUUUUGAUGUCCUGUGGCCCCUAGAGGAAUGAGGGAUGGCACAGACUCUGGUUCUACCGCAUGAGGUGAUUGGAAGGCUGAGGAGGUCAGUUAGAAAGGCCUGGCCAGAUGACUUGGGUGGUCUGUCAGUGCUUGAUUGGCCCUUAUCUUGGUGCUUCUGUGGAAGCAUAGAAAGUUGAGAAGAAUAUAUGGUAUCCAGGGAGCCGUGGUUAACAUUGUAUGAUCUGGUAGCGUCACAGCAGGAGGGAGUUGGGACCGAGGGCACAGGCACCUCAGGUUGGGGUCUGGGAACCGGGGACGCAGGCGGGUUCGGGAUGGGUCUCUGCAGUGCCACACAGGUGCCUCACAUGCCAAGCACCUGCAGGCGUUUGAAGACAGGGGAGCAUCUUCAUCCCAGAGCCUCGUCCACCCACCGAGACUGUUUGAGGCCUUCCUGGCUGCCGCAGAGGUGCCGAAGUGCACAUGCAGAGAGGGCACAGACGCAGGGCGGUGUCAAGAGACAGCGGUGGUAGCCGGAAGCCCAGUGUGGGGCCACAUAUGUGUGGGGGAAUUGGUUAGGACAGAAUAGCCUGAGCAUUUAGCAGCAGCUGUGGGUGAAGGUGGUAGCAGGGCCCCAAGACCAAGGCCCUCCAGAUGGUUGUUACUUUAAACUGAUGUAUUUGCCUGCAUCUGUUCCUGGAGAGGAUGUUCCAGAACUGGUUGACUCCAUGUGGAAGGCAUUACCUUUGUGGGGAAAGCUGUAGGAACAGGCCAGCUAGGCAGGGUAGAAAUGAUCUGUUGUUUGGGGCCAGAAGUCCCAGGCUAGAUGUCACCCGUAAAGGCACCAAGGUGCCUAGAGCCAAACUGCCUUAAUUCAGAGUCUAGGUAUUCUGCAAGUGAGUGUCCUGGGGAGAGGCGGGGUGUAUUCACCGUUAACCUCACACAGGGAGUAUGUGUGUGGUGUUUGCAGAGUACUCUACAGAACUCUUGGCUUAGGCUUCCACAGCCCUGGAAGUUUCUAAGAAUAAACACAAUCAUGCUAGUUAA
Molecule: messenger RNA, 3056 nt
Organism: Ailuropoda melanoleuca (giant panda)
Lineage: Eukaryota; Metazoa; Chordata; Mammalia; Carnivora; Ursidae
Gene: FAM219B
Product: family with sequence similarity 219 member B
Exons: 5
Coding region: 93-686 (197 amino acids)
Source: RefSeq, a predicted model, not a curated record